This is a messenger RNA of Juglans regia (Persian walnut), 1450 nucleotides long. Its product is annotated as asparagine-rich protein-like. The coding region runs from base 79 to 1239 and encodes 386 amino acids. The record is from RefSeq and is a predicted model, not a curated record. The transcript has 2 exons. Lineage: Eukaryota; Viridiplantae; Streptophyta; Magnoliopsida; Fagales; Juglandaceae.
CAUUCCUUCUUCUUCCAUUCUCAUUGCAAUAGAAAAAGUCUACUGAAGGUGACGAGAAAGAAAAAAAAAAUCAUAGAGAUGGAUAUAAGCAAGUUGUGCAUUUUCAUGAUUUUCUUUGUUCUGUUCAUCUCCAUGGAUCCCACCUUUGUUCAGGCUGACGGGAAUGACGAUGGGAACAGCAACAACAAUAAUGGGAAUAAUGACAACAACAACAAGAAUAAUGGGAACAAUGACGACGACGACAACGGCAACAACAACAGCAGUAACAAUGGCAAUGGGAACAACAACAACCAAGAGGAUGAUCCUGCCACAACAGAUUACGACGAGUUGGCACCAGCAAAAACGGGACAGCAACGAGCUAUGUGCAAAGCGAAGGGGGCAUGCAAGUCCAAAACCCUUAUGUGUCCAUCUCAGUGCCCGGAGAGGAAGCCCAAGAAUAACAAGAAGAUGAAGAAGGGAUGCUUUGUUGACUGCAGUAGCAAGUGUGAAGUCACUUGCAAGUAUAGAAAACCCAACUGCAAUGGAUAUGGCUCUCUCUGCUAUGAUCCUCGGUUUGUUGGUGGGGAUGGUGUGAUGUUCUACUUCCAUGGAGCAAAGGGAGGAAACUUUGCCAUUGUUUCAGAUGAUGACCUCCAAAUCAAUGCUUAUUUCAUUGGAACCCGACCACGAGGAAGGACUCGUGACUUUACAUGGGUGCAAGCCCUGGCUGUCAUGUUUGACACUCACACCCUUGUUAUUGCUGCAAAGAGAGUCACACACUGGGACGAUAAUGUUGAUGCUCUUUCUGUGAGGUGGGAUGGCGAGGCUGUCAACAUUGCUAACAAUGGAGAGGGAGAAUGGAGGACUAAUGGUGAAGAAAGAGAAGUGGUAGUUGAGAGAACAGAUGAUGCUAACAGUGUAAGAGUUACAGUUGCUCAUCUGGUUGAAAUAGACAUUAGGGUGACACCAAUUGGACAGAAAGAAAAUAAGGUUCAUAACUACCAGAUACCAGCAGAUGAUGCUUUUGCUCACUUGGAGACACAGUUCAGGUUUGCCAAGCUGACAGAUUUUGUGGAGGGAGUGUUGGGAAAGACAUACAGGCCAGACUAUGUUAGCCCUGUGAAGAUUGGGGUUCCCAUGCCAAUGAUGGGCGGGGAGGACAAGUACCAGACUCCAUCCCUCUAUUCACCUAUUUGCAAAGCUUGCAGGUUUCAGAGGCAACCUGCAAUUGGUUCUAUGAAGGAAGUUGCUCAGUACUGAUGACAAUCAAGUUAAAUAGACAAAUUGGUCUUUGAAAACAAAUCUGUAGUUGUCUGCAGGAGACGUUUAUCUUGUUAAUUUGGGUCUUCGGCUUUGUGUUUGACUGAAUACAGAAAUAAGGGCUCAACGCUUGCCCAUGGCACUUUCAUCUUCAUAAAUCUGUGAUCAUUUCAUCUUUCAAUAAAUUCUUUUCAAGUUCUUGGUGAUUGAA